Medicago truncatula (barrel medic) is the source of this 779-nucleotide messenger RNA. RefSeq names its product 60S ribosomal protein L12. Lineage: Eukaryota; Viridiplantae; Streptophyta; Magnoliopsida; Fabales; Fabaceae. Gene Ontology annotation, cellular component: ribosome; cytosolic large ribosomal subunit. Gene Ontology annotation, molecular function: large ribosomal subunit rRNA binding; structural constituent of ribosome. The transcript has a single exon. The record is from RefSeq and is a predicted model, not a curated record. Bases 108 to 608 code for a protein of 166 amino acids. Gene Ontology annotation, biological process: translation.
UAGUUUAUAUUCCUCCUUCAUCUUCGUUCCAUUUCUUCCACCACCGCAAAACCCUAAUUUCAUUUCCACAACCAAAAACCUCACUCACUCUCUACCAUCACCUCACAAUGCCUCCAAAGCUCGACCCAUCACAGAUCGUCGAAGUUUACGUCCGUGUCACCGGAGGCGAAGUCGGCGCCGCCAGUUCCCUCGCUCCCAAGAUCGGACCACUCGGUCUCUCUCCAAAAAAGAUCGGAGAAGACAUCGCCAAAGAAACCGCAAAAGACUGGAAGGGUCUCCGUGUCACAGUCAAGCUCACCGUCCAGAAUCGUCAAGCGAAGGUUGCGGUUGUUCCCUCCGCGGCGGCGCUGGUGAUUAAGGCAUUGAAGGAACCAGAGAGAGAUAGGAAGAAGACUAAGAAUAUUAAGCAUAAUGGGAAUAUUUCGCUUGAUGAUGUUAUUGAGAUUGCGAAGAUUAUGAAGCCGAGAUCUAUGGCGAAGGAGCUUGCGGGUACUGUGAAGGAGAUUCUUGGGACCUGUGUUUCUGUUGGGUGUACUGUUGAUGGGAAAGAUCCAAAGGAUUUGCAACAAGAGAUUGAUGAUGGUGAUGUUGAGAUUCCUCUAGAAUAAUCAUUUUUAUGUUGUUUUGUUUCAUGAAUUUUCGUUUUGGUUUUUUCUGUAUCUGUUUUUAUGGCAAUUUUGUUGAAUGAAGUUAGUUUGGAAUUCAUAUAAUGGAAUUGAAAAUGUUAUGCUUUUGUCAUAUUGGAUGAUUGUUUUUAUUGACAAGAGAUAAUUUUGCGA